Oldenlandia corymbosa var. corymbosa is the source of this 1365-nucleotide messenger RNA. The record is from the annotation of a GenBank genome assembly. Lineage: Eukaryota; Viridiplantae; Streptophyta; Magnoliopsida; Gentianales; Rubiaceae.
AUGGAUCCGGAGCCGCCGGGGUUGAUGCUUGUAAUGGAGAAAGGUCCAUUAAAGGGGGAGACCCGGGAGUUCCAACCCGGUACCAACAUCCGGAUUGGUCGAAUUGCCCGUGGCAAUACCCUAACCAUCAAAGACGACGGCAUCUCCACGAAGCACCUGGCCAUCAAUUUCCAAACUCAUCCGGGUCCGGAUGGAACCAGUGGCUGGACCAUAUCCGACCUCGGGUCAUCAAACGGCACCAUUCUAAACUCCGACUCUCUCGAGCCCUUCGUGCCGGUCCAGCUCUCCGACGGUGACGUCAUCAAAAUCGGUGAGUUGACGUCGAUUAAAGUUAGGGUUACAGUAGCUGUCCAGGAGGAGAGUAAGACUCGGAGGGGGAGGACUAGGCGGGCCGGGAAAUUGGAGAUGGCGCCUGUUGAUGAGGAUGCUGAGGUGGAAUUAGGGAAAAUUGAGACAGCAGGUGGAGAAAAUUUGGACAAAAUGGCGAGUUUGAGCAUUGGAAUCGAAGAGAAGAGUGAAAACAUGGAAGCUUUGGGGAAAAAAGUGAGGGUAAAGAGGACAAGGAGCAAGAAGAAGGAGGAAGAUUUGGUGGAAAAGAGUGAGGCUGACGAAAAUGCUGAAGAAACUGAAAAUGUGGUUGAAAGGUUGAGACCAAGGAGGGGUAGGCAACCGAGAAAGAAAGAGAUUUCAGGUGGCGAAACGGCAAAUGUUAAUCAAAAUGGGGCUGUUGAUACGAAUGUGGUACCAGAAAAGCCAGAAGAGAGUUCGAAGAGGGUUACUAGGAGCAUGAGACAGGACGUAAAUUUGGCAGAAAAUGCGAUUACAAGGAGGACGACUAGGAGUACAAAAAAAGAAGAAGAUGGAGAGAAAUUGGUACAAGUUGAAACGGGGAGCAAGGUGACAAGAAAAAGUGCAAGAGCAAAGAAAAAUGUGAUUCGGAGUGUUAAAGACGAUGGAGCGACGAAAGAGGUCGAGAUGGUGGAAGAGAAGUUAGAGUUGGAGGCUGAAAACAUCAAAGGUGCUAUAAAAGACUCACCAGUGGAGGAGAUGAUGAUAAGAGAGAAUGAUGAUGGAGUGGUUGGUGGCAUGAUAGUAGGAAAGGAGGAGCUGAACUCAAAAAUGGACGCGUCUGGACCUUCAGGUACAUUGGCCAGGCCCUCUGGAAUUAAGGUUAAUAGCUUGAAUGAGCUGGAUUUGGAGAAGAUAACAUUAGGGGAGUGGUUGGAUCAUUUGGAAUAUUUUCUACCGGAACAAAUUAUUGAUUCUACAGAGAAGAUGAUUUCAGACAUGAGGCAGAAGGCCAAAAAAGUUCAUGAAUUAAUGUUGCCACAGGGAAAUGAUUUAGUUGGAGCUGGAAGAAGCUAG